This is a messenger RNA of Oryzias latipes (Japanese medaka), 1817 nucleotides long. RefSeq names its product cysteine-rich hydrophobic domain 1 (gene chic1). Lineage: Eukaryota; Metazoa; Chordata; Actinopteri; Beloniformes; Adrianichthyidae. The record is from RefSeq and is a predicted model, not a curated record.
UGAACGCAGCACGGUGGUGGUCUCGCUUUCUAAAGCGCGUCAGUGCGCAGCCUCGAUGAAGACGUCAUGAGCGUCUUACUACCAAACAUGGCGGACUUUGAUACCAUUUAUGAGUUAGAAGACGAAGAGGAGGACCAUGUAGUGAGCGAAGAGAACCUGCCCCGAUACUGCCUGGAGCCGGUGGUUAUGCGAGGGGCUGGGCACAUCACAGUGUUUGGACUCGGCAACAGAUUUGACACCGAGUUUCCCACUGUUCUCACGGGAAAGGUGGCACCGGAGGAAUUCAAAACCAGCAUCAGCAGGCUGAACGCCUGUUUGAAAAAGAACCUACCUGUCAACGUGAAGUGGCUUCUUUGCGGCUGCCUGUGCUGUUGCUGCACGGUGGGCUGCAGUCUGUGGCCCGUUAUCUGCCUCAACAAGAGAACGAGGCGGUCCAUUCAGAAGCUUUUGGAGUGGGAGAAUAACAGAUUAUACCACAAGCUGGGUCUGCACUGGAAACUCAGUAAAAGAAAAUGUGAAAGCAGUAACAUGAUGGAAUAUGUGAUUCUUAUAGAAUUCUUGCCUAAAUAUCCUAUAUUGCGGCCGGACUGAGGAGGCUGUCGUCAGGCUGAAGGCGUGGCCCUCUCAUCUCAUCCGUAGUGCCUUGUACAUACAGUUGGUUGGAAUGAGGGUCUGCACUGGCGUCUCUUGUGAUGACUCCCGUACAUCUCAGUUCCUUGUACAUUCAAAUUUUUUUGCAACACAGUCACUUUGCUUUAGAGCAGAUUUUGCACAUGUUUUCCCCGUAUCGGAACCCUAACACCCUUGUUGCAUUUGGAUGUGUUUUUGUUACCUUUAGUAAUAUAAAGAAAAGAAGUGAAACUCACCAGACGUUCACUAGAAGUGCAUUUACCUCAAAGCACCACCAACCUGUAGCCCAUCUGUCAAAUUGGUAGUUUCUCGCAAAGAAUGUGAUACUUUGCGUAACUCUUUUUGCCUUAUGUGUGGAUAGGAGAAACUAAAUCAGCGUCCAUGGAAGCAGAUGUCAACAGAUGUGGAUGAUCCCAGCAUCCAGAUGUCAUUUGCUGGUCUUUACAGUUAGGUGGGAUGAAGGUGGAAAGAGCGCAUGGUGGAUCUUAUCCCUCUGUGUUUUGUCUUAACCGUAGCUCUUUGAACAUGGGAACUAGCUCAGACGAUAACUUGACUUGUAAAUACCAUGCUAGAAUUAGCUGUACAGUGGUUUACCGUUUGUUUACAUAAUGUUACUUUGUUCUUUUUUUUUGCCAAUAUAUUUGCUGUACCAUAGUUUUGAUGAGUGAAAGGUGUCUGUAUACCUUUCAGGACCUGUUUACCUUGUAAGCCAUAUAGUGACAAUGUAACUGAUGCCAGAGUAAUGGACUCAUUAUUGCACUUGAGCCAAGAAAGAGUGAGAAUUUCAUAAUACUGUGCAUCCAAAAUAUGGUACAUUCAUUAUGUUUUUUUAUUGUUUUUGCCAAUAAAGAAGACACUGUUAAACACAUUUGGAAGAUUUGGAUUUGAAGCCUGAUUAGUAUUAUUUUUUUAUUGAUGCGCUUUUUGUGAUCACUUCGUGGUUUUGCCCUUUUCUCCGAGCUGCGGUUUGUCCUAAUUUUGUUUGGAAGCUCAUCCAAUCCCGGAUGUUUCUAGCAGAUGGCUCCUUUGUUUCAUCCUCUCCCGUGGUUUUACCCCAAUAGACUGACUGCAUCACAUUGUACCCGUGUCCUUCUGAAACAGUAGUUUGAGACUUUAAAUCCUCUAAAUGUUUAUCAUGACAAACCUAACUCUGCUGGGGAAACAAUAAAUGGUUGCUUUUUAUUUCA